Messenger RNA from Thunnus maccoyii (southern bluefin tuna), 989 nucleotides. RefSeq names its product peptidyl-tRNA hydrolase 2 (gene ptrh2). Gene Ontology annotation, biological process: negative regulation of anoikis; positive regulation of anoikis. Gene Ontology annotation, molecular function: peptidyl-tRNA hydrolase activity. The record is from RefSeq and is a predicted model, not a curated record. The transcript has a single exon. NCBI's taxonomy places the organism in Eukaryota, Metazoa, Chordata, Actinopteri, Scombriformes, Scombridae. The coding region runs from base 1 to 516 and encodes 171 amino acids. Gene Ontology annotation, cellular component: mitochondrion; cytosol.
AUGGAUUUGCUGUGUGGCCCGCUGGGCUUGGGUGUUGUGGCAGGACUGGGCUGUGGACUCCUCCUCGGUUGGCAGCUCCGGGCUCGUUACGGCUCAACAUCCAAAAGCCUGAUGGAAGGGAUGGGGAACGGCACUGGCGAAUCCAGCGUGAUGGGAGAAGGAGGCGAGUUCAAGAUGAUUCUGGUGGUCCGAAAUGACCUGAAGAUGGGUAAAGGGAAAGUUGCCGCCCAGUGCUCCCACGCUGCUGUGUCAGCUUACAAACAGGUGCAGCGCAGGAACCCCUCGCUUCUCAAACAGUGGGAGUACUGCGGCCAGCCCAAGGUGGUGGUGAAAGCUCCUGAUGAGGAAACCCUGAUUGAUCUUCUGGGUCACGCCAAAGAAGUGGGGCUUCCUGUCAGCCUGAUCCAGGAUGCAGGGAGGACACAGAUUGCACCCGGGUCACGCACCGUGCUGGGUAUCGGUCCAGGCCCGGCUGAUCUGAUCGACAGAGUCACUGGAGACUUGAAGCUCUACUAGAUUUCCGGUUUGAAUCUGCAGGACUUUCAGAAGAUAUCAAUGUUAAAACUAUCUGCAAUGAAACCUAGGUCGGGCUACCAUAAGUUUGUAUUUUUAUACAAGAAUAACUGAUUGUCAAUUACUUUAUUAUUAUUUUUUGUGCUAUUUUGGGGGUUUGUGCACUUAACCCCAUCACAUUAGAAAUGAGUUGACUCUGGAAUAACAGUAAGAGCUUGAUGUUUAUCACUUUACUGUGACAGAUCUGUAGUAUGAACACUUUGAACAGUUUUCAUGCUACAGUUUACAGACCUGAGGAAACAGAUUAAAUAUAUUUACUGUUUAAAAUGUGACUAGAGCAAAGCAAUGAUUCAAUAUUAUCGUUGUUGGUCUCACAUUGCAACCAUUUAACAACACUGAACUAUGGUCCCCAAAUUGUGUUUGCCUAAUGAUAAAAAUGAAGAAAGAUCAUCUCAUAAAAUGAAUGAUGAAACUGA